Molecule: messenger RNA, 636 nt
Organism: Pongo pygmaeus (Bornean orangutan)
Lineage: Eukaryota; Metazoa; Chordata; Mammalia; Primates; Hominidae
Product: large ribosomal subunit protein eL30-like
Exons: 4
Coding region: 1-636 (211 amino acids)
Molecular function (GO): RNA binding
Source: RefSeq, a predicted model, not a curated record
AUGGUGGCUGCAAAGAAGAUUAAAAAGUUAGUGGAAUGGAUCAACUCUAGGCUUCUACUUGUUAUAAAAAAUGGAAAGUACAUACUGGGGUACAAGCAGAUUCUAAAGAUGAUCAGGCAAGGCAACGCAAAAUUGGCUAUCCACACUGAAAACUGCGCAGCUUUGAGGAAAUCCAAAAUAGAGUACUAUACCAUGUUGACCAAAACUGGUGUCCAUCACUACAGUGAAAAUAAUUUUGAAUUGGGCAUAGCAUGUGGGAAAUACUGCAGAGUAUGCACGCUGUCUAUCAUUGAUCCAGACGAUUCUGAUAUCAUUAGAAGCGUGCCAGAACAGACAGGCCGCCAUCUUGGCCAUUCAGGCUUCUCAGCGAGUCCAGCCUGUGGGCCUUGGAGAGCCCAAAUUGAUCAGGGGCUGAAAGGAACACCUGAUGGCAGUGACAGGUCUCAUCCAGCUCCCAUGCAGCCAGCAAAGCCAGUCUCACUCCCACCAUGCCCCACCAACAGCACAGAGUUUAUAUCCAGGGCCCCUGAUGGUGGGAAGAGAGAGCCCCAGAGAGUGCAGGACGACUUCACAGUCCAGAUCCUGCAGCAGAUUGCCAAGCUCAAUUUCCAGCUCUAUCACAGUUUUGACGAGUGA